Molecule: messenger RNA, 1950 nt
Organism: Mercurialis annua (annual mercury)
Lineage: Eukaryota; Viridiplantae; Streptophyta; Magnoliopsida; Malpighiales; Euphorbiaceae
Product: xyloglucan-specific galacturonosyltransferase 1
Exons: 1
Coding region: 265-1929 (554 amino acids)
Molecular function (GO): glycosyltransferase activity
Source: RefSeq, a predicted model, not a curated record
AAUAUAAUCAUAAUUUGGUACGUUGUAUCUUUAUUUUACGUAUUAAUUAAUCCAAAGUCAAGUUAUUAUUAGAUCUUGGUUUAUCAUGGAAUCUCUUGAACCUUAUUUUCCAACUAAACAAACGUGCAUCCAAACAAGGCACUAACCAUAAGACGUGCAUAAGAGUUAAAAAAAAUAAGUACAUUGUAAGUGUAAGGAAGAUGAAGUCUUCCCCAACUAGAAAACCACAAGCAAACCUAUGGACAAAAAACCCUCUUUUGAAAAAUGGCCAUUUCCGUGUCUCGAAAGAAACCCAGAUCAUCAAAAAAAGCCGAAAGGGAAAAACUCUGUUCCUGCAUUACAGUUUGGUUCAAACUUCUAUAUCGAAUCCCGGCUAUAGCUGUUCUAUUGAUCCUUAUCUUCAUAUGGUCCUCCUCCACUACCGUCAUCUCUGGCAACAUAGUUCAUCUCUGCAUUUCUUCGCGGAAGCUCAACAAUCUCUACUGCAUGUCUGCAGGUUCGCAGCCUAACUUCGAAAUGCCAGUUCCGAGUGUCGGUAAAAGUUCUACUGAUCCAGACAUCAAUGGCAUUGCAAUCAAAAUUGAUGGCAAUUCGAGCACCAAUGGUAACAUCAAUGAGAUUGUCAAUGAUGUUAAGGCGGAGCUGAUUCCGAGUACUGUGACAGAAAGUACAGUAGAAGAUGUAAACAAGAAGAAUGAAGAUUCAAAGAAGGUCAUUCUUGAGCAAUUGCAGCUGCAUCGAUCAUGGACGUCGAAUGCGAACCCUGCAGUCUGUGAUGGAAAGGGAAUAUAUGUCUACGAUCUGCCAUCAAAGUUCAAUAAGGACCUGACAGGUCAAUGUGGAGAUAUGAUGCCAUGGACAAACUUCUGCAGGUAUUUUGAUAAUGAAGCUUUCGGUCAGCCAAUCGAAAAACUCGGAAAAGGCUGGUUUCUAACUCAUCAGUAUUCACUAGAGCCGAUCUUUCAUUCCAGGAUUUUAAAGCAUCGCUGCAGGGUUUAUAACGAAAAUGAAGCCAAGCUCUUUUAUGUUCCGUACUAUGGCGGAUUAGACAUUUUAAGAUGGCAUUUCAAGAAUGUCUCUGAUGAUGUUAAGGACACACUGUCAUUAGACCUCGUAAAGUGGCUCGAAUCAAGAAAACCUUGGCGUCAGAAUUCUGGUAAGGAUCACGUCUUUGUUCUAGGUAAAAUUUCAUGGGAUUUCAGGAGAAGAACUGACUCUUCAUGGGGGACUAGAUUCUUAGAGCUAGAGAAAAUGCAGAACGCCAUUAAGCUCUUGAUUGAACGACAGCCGUGGGACGUCAACGACAUUGGAAUUCCGCAUCCUACACAAUUUCAUCCUCAUUCUGACGAUGACAUUGUCUCCUGGCAGCUAAAGAUUAUCCGACCAAUCCGAAAGAACCUAGUCAGCUUCGCCGGGGCAGCAAGACCCGAUCAACCGGAAAGCAUAAGGUCAAUCUUAAUCAACCAAUGCAAUUCUGACAAAUGCAAGUUCUUGAAUUGCAAAUCAGGUGCAUGUGACAAACCUGAAACAAUUAUAGAACUCUUUGCAGAUUCAGAAUUUUGCUUGCAGCCUCCUGGUGACAGCCCGACAAGAAAAUCGGUAUUUGAUUCGCUUGUUUCGGGUUGCAUACCAGUACUAUUCGAUCCUUUUACCGCUUACUAUCAGUAUCCAUGGCAUUUACCUGAGGAUCACAGUAAAUACUCGGUGUUUAUAGAUCAAGAAGAAGUGAGGCAAAUGAAGGUAAAUGUAGUGGAGAGGCUAAUGAAUUUUACUGUGAGGGAAAAAGAAGAUAUGAGAAGAUAUAUAGUGUAUGAAUUACUGCCUGGAUUGGUGUACGGGGAUUCAAAUUCUGAGCUUGAUAAGUUUCAGGAUGCAUUUUCUAUUACUGUCAAUAAUUUGCUUGAGAGAGCCAAUAGAUUGUCACUAUGAAUUUUACAUUUUGAGUCUUAA